Messenger RNA from Geodia barretti, 165 nucleotides. NCBI's taxonomy places the organism in Eukaryota, Metazoa, Porifera, Demospongiae, Tetractinellida, Geodiidae. The record is from the annotation of a GenBank genome assembly.
AUGAGGUUCCAGAUUAGAAGGUGCAGCAGCUGCCGCGCAUACACGCUGGAAGAGACAUGCCCCAAGUGCGGCGGGCCCGCCGAGUCGGCGCACCCGGCAAAGUUCUCCCCCGACGACAGGUACAUGCGGUACCGGCUCAGGGCAAAGUAUGAGGAACAGGCCUAG